Molecule: messenger RNA, 2989 nt
Organism: Emys orbicularis (European pond turtle)
Lineage: Eukaryota; Metazoa; Chordata; Testudines; Emydidae
Gene: FER
Product: FER tyrosine kinase
Exons: 21
Coding region: 321-2789 (822 amino acids)
Biological process (GO): Fc-epsilon receptor signaling pathway; cell adhesion; regulation of mast cell degranulation
Molecular function (GO): ATP binding; non-membrane spanning protein tyrosine kinase activity
Source: RefSeq, a predicted model, not a curated record
AUAUAAGUGAAAUGGGGAUAAUGCAAAUUCCCACUCUCACCAGGAUGUCAGAAAAAUUCAGCACACCUGUGAAGAGAGGGUAGUAUCCACAUUUUACUGAUGGGGAACUGAGGCAAGGAUACAUUAAGAGUUCCUUGGGAAUGUAAAGAACAUUUAUAAAAAAAAAAAAAAGAGAAGAGGUGGAGAAAAGGAACAGUCAGAAGAUUUGAACACUGGAGCAGAGGAUUAAGGAUACCUCUGUAGAACAUCAACACUUAAAAAGAUGUGGUGACUAGAAGAACCUCUAUUGUUGCCCAUAGCGCAUAUAGUGCCUUAUAAAGAUGGGGUUUGGAAGUGACCUGAAGUAUUCUCAUGAUGCUUUGUUAAAAUUGCAAGAUUGGGAGUUACGACUACUGGAAACUGUGAAGAAAUUUAUGGCCAUGCGAGUAAAAAGUGACAAAGAAUAUGCAUCCACUUUACAGAAUCUUUGUAAUCAAGUUGAUAAAGAGAGUACUUCCCAACUGGAUUAUAUUAGCAAUGUAUCCAAGUCUUGGCUGCUUAUGGUACAGCAGACAGAGCAACUUAGCAGGAUAAUGAAGACACAUGCAGAAGAUCUUAACUCUGGGCCACUACAUAGACUUACAAUGAUGAUCAAAGACAAGCAACAAGUAAAGAAAAGUUACAUAGGUGUUCAUCAGCAAAUUGAGGCAGAGAUGUUCAAGGUCACAAAGACAGAACUGGAGAAAUUAAAAUCUAGUUACAGACAAUUAAUAAAAGAAGUUAACUCUGCCAAAGAGAAGUAUAAAGAAGCUGUGGCUAAAGGAAAGGAGACUGAAAAAGCCAAAGAUCGUUAUGAUAAAGCCACUAUGAAACUUCACAUGCUGCAUAAUCAGUAUGUGUUGGCACUGAAGGGAGCACAGUUACAUCAGCACCAGUACUAUGACACUACACUUCCUCUGUUACUUGAUUCGUUACAGAAGAUGCAAGAAGAAAUGGUUAAAGCACUAAAAGGAAUCCUUGAUGAAUUCAGUCAGAUCACCAGUCUUGUAACAGAAGAGAUAGUGAAUGUCCAUAAAGAGAUCCAGACUUCUGUUGAACAGAUAGACCCUAACUCAGAGUACAAUAGCUUCAUAGAAGCUCACAGGUCACCAGAGAAUGUAGAACAAGAAAUAGUGUUUGAUACAUCUUUACUGGAAGAAAAUGAAAAUCUUCAAGCUAAUGAGAUCAUGUGGAAUAAUUUAACAGCAGAAAGCUUGCAAGGAAUGUUGAAAACAGUAGUAGAAGAAUUGAUUCAGACACAGCAGACGCUUUUGAACAAAGAGGAGCUUUUGUUGGAACUAGAAAAGAAAAUAGAAGAAUCUUCUAAGACCUGUGAAAAAAAAUCAGACAUUGUGCUUUUGCUGAGCCAGAAGCAAGCACUAGAAGAACUCAAGCAAACAGUUCAGCAAUUAAGAUGCACUGAGGCAAAAUUUACAGCCCAGAAAGAACUUCUAGAACAAAAAGUUCAGGAGAAUGAUGGGAAAGAGCCACCUCCGGUAGUAAAUUAUGAAGAAGACGACAGAUCAGUCACUUCUAUGGAUAAGAAGGAUAAGGUGUCCAGAUUUGAUACUAUUCGUCACUCCAUAGCUGGAAUGAUAAGAUCUCCAAAAUCCAUGCUGGGCUCUUCAUCAUUCUUUGAUGUAAUAUCAACCAGCGAGAAACCAUUGGCUGAGCAAGAUUGGUAUCAUGGUGCAAUUCCAAGAAUAGAAGCCCAGGAGCUGUUAAAGCAGCAAGGAGACUUCCUGGUGCGAGAGAGCCACGGGAAACCUGGUGAAUAUGUCCUUUCUGUGUUUUCAGAUGGACAACGGAGACACUUUAUCAUACAAUAUGCUGAUAAUCAGUACCGAUUUGAAGGAACUGGGUUUCCAACUAUUCCUCAGCUUAUAGACCAUCAUUACACAACAAAACAAGUAAUUACUAAGAAAUCAGGUGUAGUUCUGCUGAAUCCUGUUGUUAAGGAUAAGAAAUGGGUUCUCAAUCAUGAAGAUGUCACACUGGGAGAAUUACUGGGCAAAGGUAAUUUUGGUGAAGUAUAUAAGGGAACAUUAAAGGAUAAAACUCCUGUUGCUGUAAAAACUUGUAAAGAAGACCUUCCUCAGGAACUGAAAAUAAAAUUUUUAUCAGAGGCCAGAAUACUCAAGCAAUAUGACCAUCCCAAUAUUGUCAAGCUAAUAGGAGUUUGCACUCAAAGGCAGCCUAUUUAUAUAGUUAUGGAACUUAUUCCAGGAGGCGAUUUCCUCUCCUUUUUAAGAAAGAAGAAGGAUGAGCUAAAAACCAAACAGUUAGUGAAAUUUUCAUUAGAUGCUGCUGCUGGUAUGGCAUAUCUCGAGUCUAAAAACUGUAUACACAGGGACCUUGCUGCAAGGAACUGCCUGGUAGGUGAAAAUAAUGUUCUGAAAAUCAGUGACUUUGGAAUGUCCCGUCAAGAGGAUGAUGGGGUAUAUUCAUCUUCAGGCUUAAAGCAGAUUCCUAUCAAAUGGACUGCUCCAGAGGCACUCAACUAUGGGAGAUACACUUCUGAAAGUGAUGUAUGGAGCUUUGGGAUCCUUCUUUGGGAGACCUUCAGUCUAGGCGUAUGUCCAUACCCUGGAAUGACCAACCAACAAGCACGGGAACAAGUGGAGAAAGGAUAUCGAAUGUCAGCACCUCAAAAGUGCCCAGAGGAAAUAUAUAAAAUAAUGCAGAGAUGCUGGGACUACAAACCAGAAAACCGACCAAAAUUCAGCGAGAUUCAGAAAGAACUAUCUUCAAUCAAAAAGAAAGUGACAUAGUGAUAAAGUAGUGCCAAACCCAACCUACAGAACUCUGUUUUUCAACAAAGUAAUAUUUUUCCCUCAAACACUGUGCGUUUAUACCACAUUAUCUGCAAUAUUCUUCUAGGGUUACUUUUUAAAAUUAACUCUUUUUUAUAUGUGUGUGUGCGUGCGCGCGCCAUCUUGGAAAAUGUCUAAGCAUACAUUAAAAAGAGACG